ACACUCACACACUGACAUAUCCCAGACUGUCAGCAGCUACACUCACACACUCAGCAGCGUCCUCAAACAGCUGGGCCGGAUUUUCGAAGUCCGGCUUCAGUCAGACCGACGCAAUCAUUUUUUUGUCGUCAUGGAAACGUGCUGACUCUGUGUUUCGUCAUCAGGAGGCGAUCGAGAAAAAAGAGAAGCGAGCGAGACGUUUCCACUUCCGUCCUGAGGAGCGCGUCCACCAGAGGAAUGUCUUCCUGGACAAAGACAUCAUGAAGAAAGCGAUCCCCAAAGUGCGCAUGGAGGCGAUCUACGUGACCGGCGUGGACGACAUGAGCACGCAGGACGUCUUCGGGUACUUCAAGGAAUAUCCUCCAGCACACAUCGAGUGGAUCGACGACACGUCCUGUAACGUGGUUUGGCUCGACGAUAACACGUCCAUCCGAGCGCUCGUCAACAGCAGCCGGAUGCCGGACCCUGAGGCGGUUACCGCGGCGACAGCGAGCCCGCAGCAGCAGAGCGAGCAGAGCAAAGGGCGCCGGGGUCAAGGGUCGGACGAGGACGACGAAGAGGAGGAGGGCCAGGUGGACGAGGACGAGGAGGACACGGCGAAGAAGACCGGCGAGGAGAUCGAGGUGAAGGACAGCGAUGGAGAGGUGGAGCCGAAGACGAAGACGGAGGGCGUCCAGGUGGAGUUCAGUCUGACACCCGAUCAGGUUUAUUGA
Molecule: messenger RNA, 713 nt
Organism: Plectropomus leopardus (leopard coralgrouper)
Lineage: Eukaryota; Metazoa; Chordata; Actinopteri; Perciformes; Serranidae
Source: RefSeq, a predicted model, not a curated record